Messenger RNA from Capsicum annuum, 795 nucleotides. RefSeq names its product ethylene-responsive transcription factor ERN3. Lineage: Eukaryota; Viridiplantae; Streptophyta; Magnoliopsida; Solanales; Solanaceae. The record is from RefSeq and is a predicted model, not a curated record. The transcript has 2 exons. Bases 1 to 795 code for a protein of 264 amino acids. Gene Ontology annotation, biological process: regulation of DNA-templated transcription. Gene Ontology annotation, molecular function: DNA binding; DNA-binding transcription factor activity.
AUGGCUCCAGGUGUAAGACAAAGACCAUCUGGAAGAUGGGUUGCUGAGAUCAAGGACUCAUCUCAACGUGUGAGGUUAUGGCUAGGAACAUACGAUACUCCUGAAGAAGCUGCUCGUGCCUACGACGAAGCUGCCCGUGCCCUACGUGGCGAAAAUGCACGAACCAAUUUCGCUCCGUCUGCUCCAAAUAAUCCUAAUACAAACGAUCAAUCGAAUGUAUUGCAGUGUUAUCAUGAUACCAAACAUGGUCUUAGCUUUUCUUCGAUAAAAGCAAAAUUAAGUAAGAAUUUACAAAGCAUCAUGGCUAGGAAUUCGGAAAAUAAGUCAUCGUCAAAGAGUAGAGUAAGUGACCAUUUCACAUUUGCUAGGAUUUUCCACUCUAAGAACAGUUACGAUCACCAAUACCAAAAUCAUCAUCACGUAGACAUGAAGAAAAUUGAGAAAGUUGUGCAACCAAGUAUUAGAGUACUUCCUCAUCAUGUGACCGAUAACGAUAACAAUAAUAUUAAUGAUUCGUAUACGUCUUGGGAAAAUUCAAGUGUAUCUGAUUGUAGCAGUGAAUGGACUGCCUUUAGGCAACUUGGGUUGGAAUCUGAUAAUGGAUCAGAUGGAAGUGAGUUCUUUCUUGGAUCAGAUCCAAUGGCAGGGUGGAUUAGUAGUCCAGAUAUUAUGAGUAGCAGUAGUACUACUGAAGGAUCAAGAAGCAAAAGGUUUAAAGUUUCUUCUUCUGUUAUGGUUCCUCCUACGUUUAGUGAAUCUCCCUUACAUGGUGACAACUAUGUAGGAUUUAAUUAG